Messenger RNA from Pieris macdunnoughi, 822 nucleotides. Lineage: Eukaryota; Metazoa; Arthropoda; Insecta; Lepidoptera; Pieridae. The record is from the annotation of a GenBank genome assembly.
AUGUGGUGUCUAUCAUUUAGCAUCCUGUUUGCGCCGAUUCUUGCAUUAAAUAUGCAAAAUCCGAGGAAUUUUGGUCCAUAUGAUCCGGUAUGGAAAGAUUACGAGCUGUGUAAGGGACCCAAGUUUAAAAAUGCUUCUGAGACUGAUGUCGUCGUAUUUCAACAAGGCAAAGACUUUUAUGGGACUUUUAAAUUUAACUUUUUAACUCGCAGUUUAGUGGAUGAGAUAAGACUAUGGCUCUAUUCAAUAGUCGGCGAAACAAGAAAACAACUGUGGUCACACAAGUUAUCAGAUCCCUGUAAAAAUUUUGUAUUUGCUGAACUGAUACAGGAGCAGCUUAAUUCGGCAAAAUGCAUUGUUGAAAAGGGACCAUAUGACAUUAGAUGGACUAGAUAUAAUAUAUGUCCAGGAUCCAAACCAAAAAAUUCGACUAACAUAACAUUCGCGUUGGAAAAGGAAAAUGAUGAUUAUUUUGCCAAACUAACAAUUGACGUCUUGGUUAAAACUUCAAUAGAUGAGGUAAAAGUGUGGGUUUACAAAAUGAAAAAUGAAAGCAAAAGUUUGCUGUGGGUGUACAAGUCAAGCGAUGCUUGCAAACACUUUAUUUUCGGUGAGAUAAUUAAACAGCAAUUAAAUGCCAGAAGUUGUGUUAUCGAAAAGGGUACAAGUAAUAUAACACUAAAUUUCUCGGAGAUAACGAAAAAAAUGAUUGGUUCGUCAUUUUUUUACGGAAAUUAUUCUAUGAAGUCCAUUGCCACGUCGAAAAAAGCGAAUUUCCUAUGUUUUAUUUUUUAUGCUGAAUUUUAUAAGAAAAAUGUGUAA